Phyllopteryx taeniolatus (common seadragon) is the source of this 2755-nucleotide messenger RNA. Its product is annotated as odorant receptor 131-2-like. Bases 496 to 1437 code for a protein of 313 amino acids. Gene Ontology annotation, molecular function: G protein-coupled receptor activity. Lineage: Eukaryota; Metazoa; Chordata; Actinopteri; Syngnathiformes; Syngnathidae. The record is from RefSeq and is a predicted model, not a curated record. Gene Ontology annotation, cellular component: membrane. The transcript has a single exon. Gene Ontology annotation, biological process: G protein-coupled receptor signaling pathway.
UACCACAGGCGUGUCUUUAAUGAACUCAAAAGUUGUCAAUCAGCCUAUCAGAAGCUUCCAAAGACAUGACAUCGUCAUCUGGGCUUUCCCAAAUUGUUUAAAUGCAUUGCAAUAUCACUGUUUGCAAAACUUCUGACUUUGAAUAAUGUACUUAAAAUGACCUAAAAAAAAAAAAUAAUCAAUUCAUUAUUCUGGCAUUCAGCAAAUAGCAAUAAAUUUGGUAAUCCUUUACCCAAAACAGGAAAGGUUUAGUCUGAUUUAAUGUCAGAGAGUAGGGGAAAAUAGCAUUUCUUUCCAUAUUUGAUGUAAACAUCUGCUUUCACUGUACAAGUCUGUCGGCUUUCUGUGUUGACAGCGUGAUGCUGACGAGGGGCGGGGGGUGUUGCGUGGUGACCACAAGCGUGAACAUGGAGCCCGCGAGCAUAUAAAGCGAGCGCGCAGUCUGCUGUGAUGCGACUCGACAAGCUGCAGAACUUUUACGGCUUGACUUGAUUCAUGGCAACGUCGUCGUCGUCGCUGGGCCGCGAGGAGCGAGCGGCGGCGGCCGCCUUGACCACCUCCUUCUGCCUGAUCUUCCUCUUUGUCAACGGGGUGAUGUUGCUGACGCUGGGAAGCAAACGUGUGUUUCGGGAGACGUCGCGCUACGUCCUGCUGUCUAACCUGCUGCUCGGAGACACGCUGCAGCUGGCCGUCGUGCAGCUGUUGUACUUGCUGAGCGCCUCUCGCGUCACCCUCACGUACCCCGUGUGCGGCGUGCUCGUCAUGCUCGGCAACCUCUUCAGUAGGAUAUCGCCCCUGGUGCUGGCGGUGAUGUCGCUGGAGAGAUACGUGGCUGUGUGCCACCCUCUCAGGCACGCCUCCAUCAUCACCAGCAGGAACACGGCGGUGGCCGUGCUCGCCGUGUGGGUCUUUACUUUUCUAAAUGUUCUCAUUCUGGGGCUUCUAUUGACGAUGUUUCCUUUCGACCAGCUGGAGAGUCUGCAAAUGUCACAGUUUUGCAGCUUCCAUGCCAUUUUGCUCGUUCCCGUUGCUGAAUCUUACUACGAAGUUUACACAUAUUUGCUGUUCAUCUCCGCAAGCCUGACGAUUGUUUUCGGCUACGUCGGCGUCAUCGUGUCGGCCAGAUCGGCGGCCACGGACAAAGACUCGGCCCGUAAAGCUCGGGACACGCUGCUGCUGCACCUGGCGCAGCUGGGCCUCAGCCUCUUGUCAGUCUUCUACACCAGCCUCACGUUACGCAUCUCAACUUUGUUGAGCCGGGCGGUCUUGGUACGAAUCCAGAGCACUCUGUUUGUGUGCUUAUUCCUUCUGCCCAGAUGUCUGAGUUCCCUCGUUUACGGGCUGAGAGAUCAGAGCCUCCGAGUCGUGUUCGUGUACCAUCUGUGCUUUCACCUCAAAGUGUCUGUCACGCCCGUUAAAGCUGCGUUUGUGUCCUGAGAGCAUCUCUCUUUCCUGCUGCCUUCACCCGCGACACAUUCAAACUUCACACUCUCUACUGGCCUUCAACACACAAAAACAAAACAAAACACUGUCAUGGUCACCGUGUCACUAUUAACAUUGGUACAUUUAAACAGGAUGUGUAUGUACAAGCAUAUUGUCGUGUGUGCACCUGAAAACAGAAAAGAGAAUGUUGUUGUCGGGGUGGAGGAAAUGUCUUCGGAAAAUGUUUUAGGCUGUCGUGUUUUCUGUGUGAGCUGCUGGCAUUAUUGCAAAAAAAUUAAAGGACGUGUUUUCAAAGUGCUUUGCCCUCAUAUUCUUAAAAGUUGCCCAUGAAUAUAUUUGUCAAGAAUUGACCAAUGGAACUUGUGGUGAAAAGGUAUUGAAAUUCCAUGAUUCAGUCAAUUCUAAAAUACUGUAUUGUAAUGUACAAGGCUGAUAAAAAAAAUAUCUUACCAAUACAUAUUCAAAUCAAGUUUGAAGAAAGCGUAAGCAACUCCAAUUUGGAAGGCACAGAAGUCGUCAAAAACACUACAGGGGUAUAGUUGUGGAAGGUGUGAUGUUACGGAACAGUCAAGAGCAUAGAAACAAAAGAAUCAAGCGCCAUGGAUAUGAAACACCGUGAGAACGGGAAGUUUUCAGACCCCCUUAAAUUCUUCACUCUUUGUUAUAUUGCGACCAUUUGUUCAAGUCAUUGAAGUUCAUUUUUUCCUCAUUAAUGUACACACAGCGGCUGUGUUUGAGAAGACCUUCCAGCUCACAGCGCAUGUCAGCGCAAAUGAGAAGCAUGAGGUCCAAGGAACUGCCUGAAGAGCUCAGAGACAGAAUUGUGGCAAGGCACAGAGCUGGCCAAGGUUACAAAAAAAAUGUCAUGGCGAAACACAUUUAAUUUGAUUUGAAUGGGAUUGAAAUUAAACUGUCAAGCAUUUCAGAAAAAACAUUAUCAUCAAACAAAACAUAACCAUAAAUAAAUGAAUGAUGGUUGUUGUUCAGUCAUCAGUCGUAUUUAAAAAAAAAAAAAAAACAAUAUUUCACAAAUUCUGCCAGAGUAUGUAAAUUUAUGAGCACAACUGUACAUAUAUGCAGUUGUACGUACCCCUGUCAUAAUGGAAUGAAAGUGUACCCAUAACCACUAGAUGACGGCAUACAUUUAUAAAAUGGUAAAAAAAAAAAUGUUCUUCUUCAUUUCCCCCUAUACCCAUGUAUAAUGCGCACCAUUGACGUUUGACAUUUUGGGGGGGAAAAAAUGCACAUUAUACACGAGAAAUGACGGUACAUUUCCCCCCAAACGCUACUCAAGUAAAUGUAAAACGUUACU